CCCCCCCCCACACACAAAAAGGACUCCCGCCGAGUCUGAAAAUAAUGCCAGUGGAACCUCUCUUCCCCCCUACAGUGUGUCGCAAGUGAGGAAAGAGGAACAAAAUGACCGAUAGGAAUUCUCGCAGGAUCGCUGACCUCGUGAAACUCUCGGGGAACAGCGAGUGUGCAGACUGCGGCUAUCAACCUCCAGAAUGGGCGUCAUACAAUAUUGGAGUUUUCCUGUGCACAACGUGUGCUGCGUGGCACAGACGACUAGGGUCACAUAUAUCCAAGGUCAAGUCCCUCACUUUAGACAAAUGGGAUGAUGAACAAGUGGAGAUGAUGGAGACAAUAGGGAAUGUAUCAGCCAAAGAAAAAUACGAGCAGCACGUGCCGGCCUGCUACAGAAUACCCCGCGCUGGAGAUCCAUCGGUAUUGCUAGAACAAUGGAUACGUGCCAAAUACGAGCGUCAGGAAUUUAUAGAGGUUGAUAAACAGACAUACAUUAGAAGCUAUCUGGAAGGGACGUUAAUGAAGAGAGCAAGAGAUGAAAAUAAAUAUUUCCCACGAAAAUUUGUCCUUGCAGAUAAUACAUUAAAGUAUUUUAGUAAAGAGAAUGCAAAGGAACCUAAAGCAACCAUAAACCUCUCGGAGCUGAAUGUCUGUUUGGCCCCAAGUAAAAUGAACCAAGAAAAUGGUCUUCAGCUAUCCUACAUGUGUGAAGGGUCCACGAGACACAUCUAUGUUUACCAUGAAAGCGGGGAAACCAUUAUACACUGGUACACAGCUAUUAGGUCCAUAAAACUAAAUUGGCUGAUGGUGGCCUAUCCUAGUGCCAGUGCAGAAGAGUUGGUGCCGUACUUAACAACAGACUUUGUUAUUGAGGGAUGGCUGUCUAAAACAGGUCCAAGUGAAAGGGACGCCUACAGAAAAAGGUGGUUUAUCCUGGACGACCGCAAGUUGAUGUACCACGAAGGGCCAAUGGAUGCCUAUCCCCGAGGAGAGAUCUUCCUGGGCCACAAGGAUGACAACUACAGUAUUAAAGAAGGUGCUCCAAGGGGCUGUAAGGACCAAGAUUUCUCCUUUUCCCUGACCACCCCUGAACGGACCUACGUUAUGUCAGCGCCAACGUCAGAUGAGAGAGCGAGAUGGAUACAGGCAAUAAACACGGUCCUUGAACGAGUGCUUAGACCUCAAGACAACCAGAUGGCAGUCAACUUGGUGCGCAAAAGAGCUGGAAAAUUUAGCCUAGACAUCUUCAGUUUAGGCUGAGAAGGGAGCAGACGUCCAUUUUUGGCUUUAAGUAUACACUUCUGUUAAAGAUCAUUUGUUUCCAUUCAAGACUGAGUUUUGUCAUAUAUUAGUUAUCCAAGACUUGAGAUCUGAAGAGAAUGGAGAGGCAUAAGCAUGUUGUUUGUAACAGAAUGUUUGCCUAUGAUUUGAGGUACAGCUAAAGAUUUUCAUAGCUAUUUUUCCAUUAUUUAUUGGCUGAAUUUCUACUUUGUGAAAUGCUUAAGGGAUAGCUAGUAUGAAAGGGAAAUAGCUCUCGUACUAGUAUCAACAAAAAGAUACGUGUUGACAAAAUUUUCCACUGUUGGGAAUAUCAACUGCAAUGCAAUAUCCAUAGUUUGUCUACUUGAUUUUUUUUUUUCUGAGAUGCAAGAUAGAAGGAAAAAUAUGUUAUAGUUACUUUUCCCUUCAUUCUUGCAAGGGAAUUUCCACACCUGGUUAUAUUGAGGUACAGAUUUACCUCUCUUUGGGCUCUCUCGUGUGAGCAGAAAACAGGUGGAACAAAUCCUACACUGAUUGGAAUAGAGAUUAUUGUUGGAGAAGGUGAAACUAGAGGUAAUUUUCAGCAUUUUUUAAAAAAUUAUUAUUAUUAAGUUUGAUGGAAAUGAGGUCUGUUUUGAUAAGAAAUUUGAGAGUACAAAAUGUUAUGUCUCGUUUUUUAUGAUAAGAAUUCAUCUGUGAAAUUCACAUGCUCAAAAAUAGUUUCAUUCUUAAUUUUCAAGCCCAGAUGGUUCCUUCUUUGACUUAAGUCUUACAAUGAAUCUCUUUGCUAACUGUUAAGUACAUGGAAUAGCUGUUGUUUAUCCCCUGUCUCCUUAUAUAAUGAUAACUGAUAUAAAUAAUUUGCAUUGACUCUGAAUAUAUAGGUAUGAAUGCUCACAUUUACAGUAUUUUGAGUAUAAGGUAAAUUAUUUUUAAUCAUCCUGUAAACUCUUACUGGUAGUAAUGGAGGGAGAGUUUUGCAAAGAUGUAAAAAAAAGAUCUAACAGGGCCAACUAAACUCAGAAAUGGAAGUUAAAUAUUACUUCUAACCUCUGACAAAUAUAUAGUGAUUCGGAAUUGAACUGUGAUUAGUUCAUAUGCAUUUUUGGAACUUGGAAAUUUACUUGAAAAUUCACCAUCUUGAAAUCAACAACUAAAGUAAAAAGACAUACCAAUUUAACACUAAAAUCCACGAUAUUUGCACCAGUUACUAGAUUCCUUUGAAGAUGAAAACACCAAAGAGAUCCAGUUCUUUUUGUUCAUGCUCCUGAGGAGGGCUCUAAUGUAAUGAGUAAAAAUAUCUGGCUCUGAAUGCUAUGUACAUUUUUUUUUUUCUUUUUUAACUCUAGCUGUUAUAUCUUCCUACAAAUUCUACUGUGUGUGUCUUCUACUGUGUAUGGUUUCACGAACAAAAUGAUGAAGAAGCCAUGCAUUUUUUUACCCACUUACAGAGCAGUAUGUACUAACAGCAAAUAUGUCUCUGGGAUAUAUUUUUAUGUCUCCAGAAGAAGGAAAGAAAGAUUGGAGGCUUAGAAGACGGAGGGACAGACAGUGUAAGAAUAAGACACAAGAUGCUUAGAGACAUGAAAUAGGAGAUCAGGUAGAUAUACAAGGAAGUUGGGACUUCUUGUAUAUCAGAGUAGAAGAUACAGAACCUACAAUCAAAGUAAUUUACCAGUUUUCAGUUUAUCAUAGUGUAAUAGAAAAUCUAUGGUGCCAUUUCAUUCAAGGACAUAGGACUUAAGUUUGCCUCUCGUAACUAUUAGUAUUUUACAGUAGCCAGCAAAUGUCCAGGUUAAAGUUAGUAGAAUAGUGCAGUACACAGUUAUAAAUCUGUGAUAUAUUUAUUUCAGCUACAGUAUGUAAUGCUUAGACAUAAGUGGUAUAUCAGAAUCUGAAAUCAACUGACAAUAAUGAUCAGAGAAAUACAUGGAAAGAGAAUUUGUUGUUAAGUUAUGUGUUUUGUAUGUAAAGCACUGUUAUCAGCUCUUGCUUCACUAAAAUGGCCAAUUGUAAUGUGUAAGUCUUAUGAAGUAUAAUGAAACCUGAUGGCUUUCAAGGUGGUCCCAGCAGUAAGGCAUUUUUUUUUUUACUGAAUUAAGAUUUUUGUUUCCAGUUCCAUUUUUGUAAUAUAUGUCAAAUGGUUGAUUAUGUAGAUAUUUGUUUCCUUUUUGUUUGGAGAAAAAUGUUCUUCCAGUAAUGUUCACAUGUUUGCAAUAAUUUGGGGUUGAACCAGCUGUGGAUGGUAGCUUAAAUUUGUGGUGAGGAAAUGUGAAUCACUAAUGUAAUUACUGAUUCUACCAGUAUUGAUACUAAAAGACUGGAGCUUUAAAUUCCAUUUAGCAUUUGUCUUAAUGAAUAUUCUGUUCAUUUUGUAAUUAAGCAAUAAGUUGAUUCUAAUGAAAGGAGAUGAUAUUUAGAGAUUAUGCAUAAACUUUGCUUAUGGGAUGGAACAUUAGAUUCUUGUACUUUGUUAAAGGAAAAUUUUCAAAGCAAGAGAUUAAAGUGUACAUCUUGCAAGUUUUUGGAUUUGAGUCUAGCCAGUCCCAUAUAAUGAGGAUAUUAUGGUUUUCCUUUAGAAAAUUAAUUACAGAAUCUCACUUAGGUUAAGUUUCAUGUCAUGUAAAUUCCUGUAUGUCAGAGACCUAUGGAGUUAUUGCAGGAAGUUUGUGAAAAAAAGCAAAAAAAAGGACAGCAGAUUAAAAGUGAGAUGCCACUGUUAUGUCCUACUAUGCUUGUCAUCACAGAAUAUUGAAAAAAAAGAGAUAUUGUCUCUGGUAUUUAAUGACAGCUCAAAAACUUGUAAUAGAGGACUUCAUUGCAUUACUUCUCUGUAAUCUCGAUGUAUUGAAGAAAGUUGUUUCUCAUUGUUGUUAUUUAGUAACUACAUCUUAAUUCUUGUGGAGUUACUGUAAAGUUACUGUUGUUGGUGACAUAAAUAUAUAUGAAGAUACCACUAUUUUUUGAUAAUGUUAUAACAUGAUUUGGUGAUAAAUGCUCGCACAGACCCUAAGAUUCUAAAACCUGUCAGCUUAUCAGAUAUUUUAUGGUGGUUCUUAAAGCUUUGCAGUAUUAAUGUCUGUCUUAGUGAGUAUAAGCAUGUUACUUUUUUAUGAACUACACCAAUGUUUUCAGGACUAUUAUUUUCUGUGUUACCAUAAUACAAGGAAUAGUCUUCUAUUCACAGUUUUCGCCUUUUUCUAUGUGUAAGGUGCCAGGUACAUAAUCUAUAAGGAUUAGACUUUUCACAUGUAAAGAAAUACCAUCUUAUGUUCUUCCUAUAAUUGGAAAAGUUUGUUUAAAUGUGAACUGGAGAAUGACUGGAUAGCCUUGUUGCUAGAUUAAGAGUGUACAGCGAAUCUCGGUUAUUUUUGUUGAUAGGGAGAUGUCGUGUACAAGCCUGUUUUCAGUCAGCAUAGCACAGACAUUUAUUGUAGAUUAAA
Molecule: messenger RNA, 4696 nt
Organism: Penaeus monodon (black tiger shrimp)
Lineage: Eukaryota; Metazoa; Arthropoda; Malacostraca; Decapoda; Penaeidae
Product: arf-GAP with dual PH domain-containing protein 1-like
Exons: 8
Coding region: 105-1253 (382 amino acids)
Biological process (GO): positive regulation of GTPase activity
Cellular component (GO): intracellular membrane-bounded organelle; plasma membrane
Molecular function (GO): GTPase activator activity; phosphatidylinositol bisphosphate binding
Source: RefSeq, a predicted model, not a curated record